AUGUCAGAUAUGUACAAUUUUCGCCUUUUCUCCUAUCUUAUCAAUUCCAAUGUAUUUUUAUUGCAAUUUUCCAUACAGGCUCCACGUCCACCUAAACAACCCAACGUGCAGGAUUAUCAAUUCUUUCCACCACGACUUUUCGAGUUAUUGGACAUGGAAAUCUACGCAUUCAGAAAGAACAUUGGUUAUAAGGUAUGCGUGCAUGUGGUACAGACUCUUGAUAAGUUGCUGCAAUUGCUCAAAGAAUAGACGAGCGGUGGUCUAGAAACCACAGUGUUUGAAUCUCGAAUUUUCGUUGUUCUCUGUAGUGUCAGAAUUUAUGUGAAAAUCUUAUAUCUCUGAGGAUUAUUACUCGCUGCCCAGGCACGCAUUUUUGGUUGAUAGUGGUUUUCCGAUCGUCAUCGAUAGCCACAAAAUAGAAUAUUAAUGAGCUCCCAAAUUUUGCCUAGAUCAUCCAUAAAUAACCCUACGUUUUGAGGAAAAUUCGAGAAUUUUAUUAAAAAAGCCAAAGCUGCUGUUUACGAAUAUUUUUACGUUCUUUUAAAACAGCUUUUUUACGGCAUUGAGGAUUGAACGACAAGAAUAAUGAAUGUAAAGAUGUAUUAAUGCCAAAUAAAUCCUGUUAAGCGGUCAAAAUGACAUCUCACAAAAACAGAAAUACAAAGACAGCAAUGCACAGAACAAUUGUAUGAAAUAUAAGCAUGUCGAACAUGAUAUUUUAAUGUGAUAUGAACUCGAACAGUCUGUGCCAGUGUAGGUAGUGACAUAACACCAGAAAUGGGAUUCAACUACCUGAAAAACACAAGUAAAACAUCGACGUUUCGAGCGAAGACCCUUCCUAGGGAAAUUAGUGAACUGAGAGUAUGCUAACCGUAUCUGCUAACUAUGUUUUUAUAAGACGCCAUCUUCGUUGAUUUUCGUGGCAACUAAAAAUCUAUAUUCUUCAUUCUUUGUCGUAUUGUGCCAGAAAUCGUAAACUAUCCAUAAUACAGCAAGACGUUUUCAAAACAAACCAAAAAUAUUAAAGUAACUCAACUAUUUCGAUGUAAACGCCUGGAUAAAAGUGUAAAAUCAACCAAGAUGGCGCCCAAUGACACGUAGUGACAUCAUGUGCAAGCAGAGAAUAGAGUAAAGAUUUUAUAACAAGAGUCAGGUGACAACUCUUCAAUUGGCCAUAUGAUUGUAGUACCAUAUAACAUGCGUAUCGUUAUAGCCCCAGCGAGUUAAUAACGCUCUUUUGAUCGUCUUGUUCAGUAGUAGGACGUCCUAUUUAAUACACUCGUAGCGUCAUUGUGUUUAGCCAUUUGCAUGAUGUCUGUGUGUUUACUCUUAAUUACUGUACAUAUUCUUUCACAGUUGACUAUAGUUUAUCGCAACAAACAGGGUGAUCAAACAUUUCCUUUAGGAAAUUUCUAAACAAAAUGAAACUACCCGUAAACCGGAACCGGGGUAUCUUAACCUCUUUAUUAGCCCCCCCCCCCCUUCCCCGCCCUAUGGAUGACAUAUGCCGAAAAAUGUACCUGUAUAGGGAUCAUCGAGAAAUUAUCCUGAAGGAAUGGAACUAACCAAUAAAAUUAGCAUAAGAAUUUUACAGCUGGUGUCAAUCAUAUAAGCAUAUAACCAAAUUCACGAGCAGCUUUGUCAACCUAGCCCAAUUUUCAAACCGAUUUGUGACUUUCAAUGAUCUGUACAAAGUUGCGAACAUUUUUAACCUCCACUCACAUUGUUACUGUAUAGGUACCACGUGACCCCGAAGACCCAAACGGCGCCCAAAAUCAGAAAGAAGCUCAGCGAAUGAUUGAUGAAGCUGAACCGUUAACUGAAGAGGAAAUUGCAGAAAAAGAGAAAUUGUUGGAAGAGGUCAGUGGAUAUUGUCAGCAAGACAGUUUAGGGGGCUAUGAUCUGUGUGGAGGCCAUUGGAAUGUUCAUCUUAUUGGAAAACAUGGACAAACUUUAAAAUCUCAAAAAAAGAAUAAAUAUUUAAAUAGUUAUGGAAUAUUUUUUUUAGAAUUCCACCAUAUAUACAUGAAAUUGUGGUUAAUGUAUUACCCAUAUUCUUCGAGUAUAGUAUUAAUGAUGAUGUUUAGUUGAAAAUGUGCAAUGAGGUAAACAUUGUCGAUAUUGUUGUCUUCCAUGCAGGGUUUUACGAACUGGUCAAAGCGAGAUUUUAAUCAAUUUAUCAAGGCAUGUGAGAAAUACGGGCGAGACGAUAUUGAUAAUAUUGCCCAUGAGAUUGAAGGGAAAACACCGGAGGAGGUAUGUCAUUGUUAUUGCUGCUACAGUCCACUUACUUCUAUAUCUUGACCCGCCAUAAACACCUGAACAACAUUGGAACAGAGAAAGAAGAGAGGGGAGGGUUAUUUGCAUUAUUUUAGAUGAUAGAUUUGAAAAGUAAGUAAUCUACAGGAGUUUGCAUAUAUAUAUAUUGACAGCACACUUCCUCGUGGUAUCAAUAUUUGUGGUUUGAAGUAUUUCAGCGUAGUUGGUGCAUUCAAAGAAUUAGUUUCAAAUUCAACACGGGUUCUACUUCUACUUCUAUUCUGUAUUUUGAUAUAGAGCAUGAAUAUCUCGUUAAUAUUUUGUUAUAGGUGCGUGCUUAUUAUGAAGUGUUUUGGGAACGCAAGGAAGAACUGCAGGAUUUGGAGAAGAUCAUGGCGCAGAUUGAGAGAGGAGAAGCAAAAAUACAAAGAAGAAUAAGUAUCAAGAAAGCACUUGAUGCAAAGGUACAGAAAUAUUCCAGUGUUCAAACAUUUCGUCAAACGUAGUGUUUGCAGCUACUGAGAUUUGCCUGUAUUUAACUAACUUCAUGACAUUUAACGGGCAAGCGAGUGGACAUCAAUUUAGCAGCAUUUUGGUACUGACAUUGUACAAACCAUCUUGGUGACAGCCAGGGCCACCGAGAGGUUGCGCGGAGCCCGGGGCAAAACGGGGCCACUAUGACGUCAUAAUUAUAAAACAUUUAUAUUCUCAGUUAAGCAAUCUUUUAUCAAGAAAUGUUAAGGGCCUUCGUUGCUUGGGGAGGGGGCUUUUGAGCUUUGCCCUGCCCCCUCCCCUGCCUCUCGGCGGCCCUGGUGACGGCUAACAAUUGGUUUGAAUUUUUGCUGCCUAUUAACGUCGAAAGCCUCCGAUCAAUCAAGACCCUUUUCAAGAUGUAGAGAAUUGCAGCAAUGAUGUAGAGAAUUGAUCGUUUGUAAUAGCUUUUGUAAACAAAACUACCGUCGUAUGGUUUUAGCAAAUUUUACUUUUUAUCAUUAGAUGGCCAGGUAUCGUUCACCGUUUCAUCAACUAAGGAUAGCCUACGGUACAAAUAAGGGAAAGAACUAUACAGAAGAAGAAGACAGGUUCUUGGUGAGUUUUAUCACACUUUAGUUCGGUUUUAAUUCUAUGUUGUAUUUCUAUAGUUAUAUAGUCUGUAGGACAAUCCAGUGUCCAGAGAGAUAAUAACAAGUGCAGCUCCACAUCCACUAGUUCCAGGGUGCGAUAAUUCAACAUUUUUAAUCGUAGCUGACUAUUAUUACUACGUACUUGCACUAGUACAAACUCGAUGUGUUAGUCUUGAAAAUAAAGUAGAUAUAAUGCAGGUUUCUGAAAAGUCAAACUACGCACAAUCGACUCCUCCAUACAAACAAUCGACUCCAUUUCUUAGUCAUGCCGUCAGUCCAAUCAUGUUUCAUGCCAAGACAUGUCAGACACAUGAUAUACCAACUAAAUUACGGUGUUGAAUAUCUUGGACUUGGAAAGGUCAUAUGGUACCAGGGAAAAGAAAUACGCAGAUAGCAACAAUUCAGCGUACCUAUGUGGUACGUGGCGGAAACCAAAGAAGGUACCAGACCGUAAUAUUGCCGUACCUCGCUGCGUAAGUACAGCGAAUUAUCGCAUCUUGCAUUAGUUUUUAUACUUAUACUGAUCCAGAAUCCGAAUCCCGCACUCUGGUAAAUUCAAAUACUUCAGUUUAAUCGGUGAGCAAGAUGUUGAGAACUGCUCAUAUUUGUCAUAUGAACCUCAUUGAUCUUAUUUGUGGUUGACACCAUCCUAAAUAAUAUCGCUAUGGUUGUGAUUCCCACGCUGUAGUGUAUCCCCCUAUUUGCAUUGAUGAUCAAUUCGGAACCCUUUAACCCCCCAUCGUUGUUUAAUCGUAGAACUGGAAAGCAUCUUUAUUCCCAUACCUGCGCAUGUAAUACAUGUAUGUUAGCAGUUGGUGUUUAAUUUUUCUCUAUGUAGAUUUGUAUGCUUCAUAAACUUGGUUUGGAAAAAGAGAAUUCAUAUGAUGAACUGCGUAUUGCAUGUAGAAGUGCUCCACAAUUCAGAUUUGACUGGUUCUUAAAAUCACGAACAGCACAGGUGAGAUAUUGGUGCGAAUACUGCACCGUUCACCCGUUUAAGAUUUUUUAAAUUUUUUGCCCGUAUAAAAGUUAUUGUAACAAUUGACUGUUGUGUGUCUGUAUUACAGUAGGGUUAGGAUCCUGCCAGAAACCUUGAUAGGCUUUUUUACCUAAGGCGCCUACGUAGUUAGGCCUAUCAUAUCAUAACCUGUUUGAAGAAAAUGUUUCAAGAAACGAAUGGAAGAAAUUGUUUAGAUGUACAACUGGAUAAAAUAAGUAUAUAAUACAAACAUGUUUGGUGAAGACUUUAGAGAAUAGAUAGUCUGAUAGCAAAACCGAGGAAAAACUUUAAGUUUUAGUUAACUGACUGGCUUCAUUCGAAUCGUGUUUGAUGAAUUCAAGUUGGGUUUCUUGUUGGCCUGUUGGGUCAACAAUCCCCAACGGAAGUAGAAAGUGCCAUAUUUUUCCCGUAAUACUGAACUUCAAGAAAUGGCUUUCUUUGCAGAGCACAAAGCCGAUAUAUUGACCUAAUAAUACCCAAUAGAUCCAUCAAAUCCCAACGUACAGAUUGAACAAAAGUUUUAUUUAUCGGCAAUUUAUCCUUACUUACGUCGCAGGUUCGAUUCCUGCUCGAGGGCCUAGAGUUGCAUUUAACUACUCCUGGUUAUGUCUAGAAAUGUAAAGUCUAAAAAUGUGUAAAAAUGACACUCGAAAAUUCCAUCCACAAAAACGCUCAAGAUCCUGAAAUUUGUACUUAUACUUAUCGCAUUAACGUCACUGAAUAGGAACCUUGCAGAAGGUCGACUUCUUGAUUUUGCCUCUGAUUUUUGCGUAACUGACUGUUGCAAUGCUGUCGCCAUGUCCCUAGCCAGGGAGGCAUUCACCCCCCUGAAAAUAUUCAAAAAUGGGGGACGUUCAGGGGGGUGAAUGCCUCUCAUAACCGCACUGACUAGGGACAUGGCGACAGCAUUUUGAUGACGAGUCAUUGCGGAUCAUGUCGUGGCAGCGUUACACUUUUUUGGUUGAGUCGACCUUCUGUUUGUCUCUAUUCUGUGUUAACGUCUCUUGCUGAUGAUUUGUGCUUUAUUUUUAUAAAGGAACUUCAGAGACGUUGCAAUACAUUGAUUACUUUAAUUGAACGAGAAAUGUUAGAGAUUGAAGAAAAAGAGAAGAAAGAACGAAAGCGCGGUCAAAAGCCUGGAAAUGCCAAGGUAAGCAGUGAUAAUUAAGUUAGUAAGUUUUCUCGAAAACCAUUUGCUGGUUUAUUCAAUACUUAUAUUUGCUGGUUUAUUCAAUCGAUAUUUUAAAAAGCAAUUAUUUGGAAAUGCGAGAGGCGGUCAUUGGACGUUGUUGCCUAAUCCACCAAAACCAAAGAAAUUCUUAUUUGGUUUUUCAAUACGUUACCGUCGUAAUGGUUGUUUUCCCCAUGAACAAAAAGCUCUCGAUCUGUAAGCCUAGAUCCUGAAUUAUUUAGAGCGACAGAUUCUGGCUUACGGAUCAAUUGCUUUGCCAGAUAAUUAAACGUGAAUAAAUAAUUAACUUAAAAAAAAAAAAAACAUUUAUUGCCAUGCAAAUCAGAAAGGGACUUAGAAAUGUAAUGUGCGUCUUUGUUUUGUUGGGAAAUUCUCUUUUUUGUGGUUUUCCCCCCACCAGCCUCAAAAUCACCGAUAAAUCACAGUUUUGCCUCUAUAUUUUUAUAAUGUUUUAACCGCCCAAAAAUCACACAAGAACAAAACAUUUCGCGCCUUUUUGUAAAUACGAGGCUUACUCGUGUCCAGGCCCCAAGGCGUUGCAGAUUAAAAAUGACAAUGUAUAAAUCAUUCUCGUCCCCCAGAGCCAUUUCACUCGGUCACUCGUUGAGUGUAUAAAUAUGAGCCUCUAAUCCCCAACAAUUUGACUUUGUUCUUUACCUGGCUAAAAUCUUCUGUCAUGUUUAAUACAGACUCCUCAACAAAAGCGAAAGGCUGACGGCACACCUGAUGGGCGUGGCCGAAAGAAAAAGAAACAAUGAAAUGCUUCUGGAAGAACUUUCGAAUGUUCAUGUCGCUCCAUUUACAUUUUUGUUUUAUGUUUAUAAUUUCAUGUACAUAGCUGCAAUUGUUUUAGGACGUGCUUUAUAGAAAUUGUACACAUAUAAAGAUUAAAGGUAAAUUAUUCGCCAAAGGCAAGGGGAUUAUCGGGGAAUAUUCGCCGAGACGAAGUCGAGGUGAAUAUUCCCCGAUAAUCACCGAGGUUGAGGCGAAUAAUUGUUUUAGUAUUUUUACACAAGUUUUUUUGUGUUUUUCUGGUCUGAAUUCAUUUUAAUUUAGCUUAUUUCUUUAUCACUAACUUCAACAAAACGGCUAGCCGCCAUUUUGAAAAUUUCGAUUUUGUUAUAUUCACCUGUAGGUGAAUAUGACAAAUUAAUACGUCAAAUUUGACCAAUCACCUUGUAGGAUUUGUUAUGUUCACUUGUGCAAAAAUAGUAAAGUAAAUUAUCCGCAGUCCACCAGUUAUUCAGUGUAAAAGCUUGAAAUGUUAUGAAAAUAUCUUCUGUAAUAAGCAGUCAAGCCCUGUAAUUAUGGAAGAAUUGAUCGCUUUUAAAGUGCUUAUGACACGAAAUUUCACCCCAAAGAUUUAUGGUCGCAUUGUAAAGAUCACUUAAAAUGACUUAAUAAUUUCUUUUAUAGAAUUUUGGCAACUUGCUCCCUUUUCAAGAUAUUCAACUUUGUUUCAUUUAACAAAUAUAAAACAUUUUCCGUGUUGAUAUACAGUUAUAUCAACACGAGUGGAAUUGGGAAAACGAGAAAUUGUAUGGAAACACGACGCCCGAAGGGCGGAGUGUUUUCAUACAAUUUCGAGUUUUUCCAACUUCCACGAGUGUUGAUAUAACUAUAUAUCAAGACGGACAAAUGUUUUAUAUUUUUUUUAUAAUAUAGCGAUGUCAAAAGCCCGAAGGAUAAGAAAAAUUUGCGUGUUUAGAAGCGGCGGAAAAUUUCCCGUGUUGACAUUGAGUUAUAUCAACACGGCUCUUAGCCAAUCAGCGUUCAGAAUUUACAAAUGCUAUAUUAUAAAUGCAAAUAUCACCGGUGUGACAUCACAUCACAUCACAUAAUGAGUUUUCAGAAGUGUAGUUUUCUUGACGAAUACGUAUCUAAAAAACUUAAAAAUUGCCCUUGUAUAUGUAUUAAUUUCAUAACUGGUAAUUAACCCUCUGUAUUUGUUUGUAAAAGUAUUUUAUCAAGGUAAAAUAUUGCGUUUUCAAAUUGUCAUUAUGCGAUGUCACACCGGUGAUAUUUGCAUGUGAAAUAAAGUUGAAUAUCUUGCAAAGGAAGCAAGUUACCAAAAUUCUAUAAAAGAAAUUAUUAAGUCAUUUUAAGUGUUCUUUACAAUAGGCACUUUAAAACUAAUGUUAGCGGUUGCAAGUGUUAAUGUAAUUGGUAUAUACAGCUAUUUGAAUUAUAUAAAUCCUGUAUACUACUGGGAAUUGCCAAAACAAAAAGCCAUGGUAGGUUACCUAAACAGCUAAAAAUAUUAAAAUUUGGUAUACCCCGAAUCUUGUUGUUCGCGCUUGGAAUGUUCAAUUGACUAUGACAACCUUAAUUGAAAUAGCUGUAUAAUCAUAUGAUCUUGAACUGUCUGCCACACUGUAGGCAGUGAAGGUAACCUAUUAGCAAUUUUUAUGCAAAAAUUUAAUAAUCAUUGACUUAACGGUGAAAUUACAAUUAAAUGACGAUAUUUGUGCAAAUGUUUAGUGUAUUUUAAAAGGUGGAAAGUGCAAUUACUGUAAAGUUCCCUCGUUAUAGAUAAAUGAAACUACAUUAAAGUUAUAAAGUUACUCCUUGCUACAACAUGAUUACGAAAAGGUUUUUGAAAGUCAAGUUUUUUGAUAAUUGAAACUUCCUGGUGACACAUCGUCGAGGGGAGGUUUCUCCUGGGAUUGCUUCAUUGAUCUUUUCUUGACAACUCGCAGAAGGCAGUAUGUCAACACAGCGAUGACAAUAAGCAUGCAGGCAAUGACACUGAGCGAAGAUAUAAGAAUGAUGUUGGUUUUAUCAUCUUGACGAACUACUUGACUGACAGUACCAUCUUUGUUUGCAUCGCCACCAAGAUUUGGAAAGAUACGUUCAACGAUCAACACAUAUUUUUUAUUCAAAUGUUCAUGGACAAACUCCUCGACUACCUUCUCAAACUUUUGACAUUCUUUUACACGAGCACAUCUCAACAUUUCAGUACACAUGCCAGGAAGCAUGUCAGCCCAUUUAGGAACUUUGCCUGCAUUGUUAUCAUGGAAAGCAUCACUAAGAUACCAGAAAUAUCCUGUACGACUUGUCACGCGACGUAUUGCUGCCAUGAGGACGAGAUAUUCACUCCAGGUCAGUUCAUGAGGACAAAAUGUCGUGCUGAGUGGUGUAAAUGCUUGACCAGCGGCGUUGACAGCAGCAUCACAUUCAGUGGCCAGUGUGUACAGUUGUGUACUAACUGCUUCUCCUUCCUGUCCGUGCGCUCGUACUGUGUCACCAUCAAUAACCAUAUGUUCCUUUGUAAAACCAUUGUAGGUGGUGAAGUUUUGGAUGCCUUCCCUGGAGAAAACUGCGUCGACUCUGCACCAGUCAGGAGUUUUUUCGAGUCCCCUAAAACCACGAAUGAUGUCACCUGCAGACAGUUCAGAUACGGAAACCAUUCCUUUUCUCAGUUCUUCAACUUUCAUAUCGCUGGAGACGCAGUUGUUAUUACAGCAGUUAGAACAGUCCCUGCAUGAAUCGGCAAACGUUCCAGGCAAAAUAACCAACACGAACAUCAUAACAAUCACUGAACGAGCCAUAUGGCAAAACGCUUUUUAAAAGUGUUGAACCCUGUUAAGAAAUGCAGCC
This is a messenger RNA of Paramuricea clavata, 9175 nucleotides long. The record is from the annotation of a GenBank genome assembly. Lineage: Eukaryota; Metazoa; Cnidaria; Anthozoa; Malacalcyonacea; Plexauridae.